UUGCCGCCAAAAUUAAUGUUAAAAGCCCGCGAAAUGUGUCAGCAACAGUACUUAUUGUUUCGUCUAUCAAACUGUGUGCAUCAAUACGCAAUUAAAUAAUGGCUGUUGACCAAAUCAGAAGACAUGCCUAUACCUAUAGGAUAUUCGGCAACAAUUCACAAUUUCACAUAAGGCGUUUAAAUGAUCAAGACCAUAAGCAAGCUCUGGACCUGAUACUAAGUGAGAUUCUUAGAAAUCCCGAGUUUUACGGAUUAGGAUCCGGAUCAAAUAUCUUGAUUUCCGAUGUAAACGCGUUGAUGGCUUUCAUGGAGAUGCUUUUGAAGAAAAAUCAGGAUUAUAUAUUAGGCUGUUACGCGGGCCGGGCCAACUGUUUGGUUGGUGUUGACUUGACGUACAUACAUUUUUAUGACGAUGGUCCGAUGGAAAUGAGUGGGGGCAGCGUCGCUGUUCAAAAUUACUUGAAGUACGUAAAGUUCGUUCAAAGGAAUCUGUGGCAUGGCCGUCGAGGUGCUAAGCACAUCAGCAUCCUCAUUUCUCUCGGCAUCUUCCUAAAACAAGAGACAAGAUACAAUAAUAUUGAUUCUAUAAGAAAUAUGUUAAUGGCGCGAAAGAGUUACGCAAGAGCGAGAGGAAUAAAAUUCAUCGGUCAAGCCUUUUCGGGUAAAAAAAUUCAGAAGAUGGCGAAGAAAUUGAAGUACAGAGACUUGAGACCUAGUAAGGUGGAAAUCACGACGCAAAACGCGGAAAACUACGAUCUAGGACAUCUCCGUGGCACAGACAUGCUGCCUAUAAAACUAUUGGGCGUUACUUUAAUGACAAGUGAUGAGAAUGAAAGGCCAAUCUCUGAUGAAGAACUGCUUCCCGAACCAGAACCGUCUACAAGUUAUUCGAAUAUAAGGGAUCUCUUUAGUAAGUCCCAUUUUCACUAAAAGGGAAUGCCCAAAAAAACCGAGUCGAUUAAAAUCAUUCAUGAACCAUUUCAUAUACCUAAC
This is a messenger RNA of Spodoptera frugiperda (fall armyworm), 992 nucleotides long. RefSeq lists its product as uncharacterized. The record is from RefSeq and is a predicted model, not a curated record. Bases 99 to 929 code for a protein of 276 amino acids. Lineage: Eukaryota; Metazoa; Arthropoda; Insecta; Lepidoptera; Noctuidae. The transcript is spliced from 5 exons.